Eublepharis macularius is the source of this 1359-nucleotide messenger RNA. It is a transcript of the gene GLRA2, whose product is annotated as glycine receptor alpha 2. NCBI's taxonomy places the organism in Eukaryota, Metazoa, Chordata, Lepidosauria, Squamata, Eublepharidae. Gene Ontology annotation, molecular function: transmitter-gated monoatomic ion channel activity; glycine binding; extracellularly glycine-gated chloride channel activity. The record is from RefSeq and is a predicted model, not a curated record. Gene Ontology annotation, cellular component: postsynaptic membrane; synapse; plasma membrane. The coding region runs from base 1 to 1359 and encodes 452 amino acids. Gene Ontology annotation, biological process: chloride transmembrane transport; nervous system process; signal transduction. The transcript has 9 exons.
AUGAACCGGCAGCUAGUGAACAUUUUGACAGCCUUGUUUGCCUUUUUCGUAGAGACAUACUACUUCAGGACGACUUUCUGUAAAGAACAUGAUUCCAGAUCUGGGAAAUCCCCUUCACAGACGCUGUCUCCUUCAGAUUUUUUGGACAAAUUGAUGGGACGAACAUCAGGUUAUGAUGCACGAAUAAGACCAAAUUUUAAAGGUCCUCCAGUAAACGUUACUUGCAAUAUUUUUAUCAACAGUUUUGGAUCAGUUACAGAAACCACCAUGGACUACAGAGUGAACAUUUUUUUGAGGCAGCAGUGGAACGACUCACGUCUUGCCUACAGUGAAUACCCUGACGACUCCUUGGAUUUGGAUCCAUCUAUGUUGGACUCUAUUUGGAAACCUGAUUUAUUCUUCGCCAAUGAAAAAGGAGCAAAUUUCCAUGAUGUUACCACAGACAACAAGCUUCUGAGAAUUUCCAAGAACGGGAAAGUGCUGUAUAGUAUCAGGCUAACACUGACCUUAUCUUGUCCCAUGGACCUGAAGAACUUCCCCAUGGAUGUACAAACAUGCACAAUGCAACUAGAGAGUUUUGGCUACACUAUGAAUGACCUGAUCUUUGAAUGGAUGAGUGAUGGUCCAGUGCAAGUAGCAGAAGGGUUAACUCUGCCACAGUUUAUUUUGAAAGAAGAGAAGGAACUUGGCUAUUGCACGAAGCAUUACAAUACUGGAAAAUUUACAUGCAUUGAAGUAAAGUUUCAUUUGGAGCGUCAGAUGGGAUAUUAUUUAAUCCAGAUGUACAUUCCUAGCCUGCUGAUCGUCAUUUUGUCCUGGGUUUCUUUCUGGAUCAACAUGGAUGCUGCUCCAGCCAGAGUUGCCUUGGGCAUCACCACAGUCCUGACAAUGACCACUCAGAGUUCAGGCUCCAGAGCUUCUCUUCCAAAAGUCUCCUAUGUAAAAGCAAUUGACAUCUGGAUGGCAGUGUGUCUUCUCUUUGUGUUUGCUGCACUGCUUGAAUAUGCAGCAGUGAAUUUUGUGUCAAGGCAACACAAAGAAUUUCUGAGGCUUCGGAGAAGGCAAAGGAGGCAAAACAAGGAAGAAGACGCUACUCGUGAUAGCCGGUUUAAUUUUGGCUAUGGGAUGGGUCACUGUCUACAGGUCAAGGAUGGAGCCGCAGUCAAGGCCCCACCUCCAAAUCCUCCACUGCCCCCACCGCCAAAGGAUUCAGAUUCCAUCAAAAAGAAGUUUGUUGACCGUGCCAAAAGGAUUGAUACAAUAUCCCGGGCUGCAUUCCCACUUGCCUUUCUCAUCUUCAACAUAUUUUACUGGAUUACAUACAAAAUCAUACGUCAUGAGGAUAUUCACAAAAAAUAA